AUGCCUGCAGCUGCAGCUCCCGGCCGUCACUGCAUGCAGCAGCAGCAGCAGCUGCUGCUGCUGCUGCUGCUGCUGCUGGCUCUUCUCUCCCAGCUGCCCCAGGGCCUCUGCAGGACACCCUGGAGCAGCCCCAAGGCCAGAGCCCUUUACGUCGGCCGCCAGCUGCUGCAGCAGGCAGCUCGGCUUCCCCCACGGGCAACCGCCGCAGAGGCCAGCAGCAGCAGCAGCAGCAGCAGCAGCAGCAACAGCAGCGGCAGCAGCAACAAGAAGCAACUCGCGUUCCUGCUGUCCCGCAAUCUGCAGCCGCCGAGCGCUUUAAAGCUGCAGAGGAGGGCCUGCUGCGCAGCAGCAGUUGCAGCAGCGUCUCCAGCAGCAGCAGCAGCAGCAGCAAGAAUUUCAAGAGCAAAGGGGAGAGCAGCAACAGCAGCAACAGCAGCAACAGCAGCAGCAGCAGCAGCAGCAGCAGCAGGUGAUGCAGCGCCUGUUGAGAACAGCGUAACUGCUGCAGUGAAUGAAGUGCUCGAGAAGCAAGAUGUUGCUGCUGCUGCAGAUUUGCUGCUGCAGUGGGAGCAGCAGCGGGACUUGCUGCUGCUGACCAGCUGGGAAAGCUGGGCUGCUGCAGUUGGAGUGUCUCUGGAGAAGCUGCAGCAGCUGGUGCUGCUGGUGCACAGCACGGGGCCCUCGCGCCUGCAGCAGCAAAAGCAGCAGCAGCAGCAGCAGCAGCAGGAGAACCGGCAGCAGCAGCAGCAGCAGAAGCAGCAGCAGCAGCAAGAGCAGCGGCCAGCAGCAACAGAGGACGCCCAGGCUGCGGCGUCAGCUGCUGCUGGUGCGACUCCUAAUGAGGGGGCUAGCGACAGCAGCAGCAGCAGCAGCAGCAGCAGCAGCAGCAGCAGCAGCGGGAGGGUGACCUGCCCGAAUGGCGUGUUGUCUGCUGCUGCUUACGAGCUGCUGCUGCUGCUGCUGCGCGCAGAAGCAGCACUGCUGCUGAAGGGACCUCAAGGCAGCUCUUUGCUGCAGCUGCAGCGGCCGCCCUCUGUGGGGGAGUGGGCUGCUGCAGCAGCAGCAGACACUGCAGCAACGGAAGCAGCAGCAGCAACGGCGUCUGCUGCUGCUGCUUCGACCGGCUCAGACACCUUCGGCCUGGGCCCCAGCAGCGCAGCAGCAGCAGCAGCAGCAGCAACAACAGCAGCAACGGAGUUCCAGUGGGACGGCCGCAGCGGGCAGCAAAGUUGGCCAGAUUUGACAGCAGCAGAACAGCAGCAGCGAAAGACUUUGCUGCAGCAGCUGCUCGCGCUGCAUGCGUUUGUGUCUUGGCAGCAGCAGCAGCUUGCUGCUGCUGCUGCUGGCGUCGCCAAGAGGUUUAGUGGCGCUGCUGCUGCGAGGCGCGAGCAGCGGCUAGCAGCAGCAGAAGGCCCCGGGCCAGCAGCAGCAGCAGCAGCAGCUGCUGCUGCUGCUGCUGCAGCACCAAACCCCGACGAGCUGCUGCUCGUUGGCCUCAGAAGCGCCAGAGAAGGAUUAAAGAGGCAUGCAAUGGAGCAGCUGCAUGCAAGGUAUCUUGCUGCUACUGCUCCUGCUGCUGCUGCUGCGGCUCCUGCUGCUGGUGCUGCUGCUGCUGCUUCUCCUGCUGCUGGAGGUGGUGCAUCUACCUCUGGAUCUGCUGAUGGAGAUGAAAAGCUAAGCAGCGGCAGCAGGAGCAGCAGCAAGAGCAGAAGCAGCAGCGACAGCAGCAGCAGCAGCGACAGCAGCAGCAGCGACAGCAGCAGCAGCAGCAGCAGCAGCAGCAGCAGCAGCAGCGCUGCUCCGGGCUGGCCCGUGUACUGGGGGUGGCUGCAGCAAGGAAUGGUCCAGUGGUCACGGCUGCAGCGCGUGCCGUUUGAAAUACCUGUGAGUUGGUGGUCUGCUGCUGCUGCAGUGCGUUCGCUGCAGCAGCAGCAGGAGAGCGAGGAGCUGCAGCAGCUGCAGCAGCAGCAGCAGCAGCUGGUGGGGGCCGAACGAGCAGCAGCAAAGACGCAGCAGCAAUGCGAGCUGCUGCACAUGUCUCCGGAGAAACUUAUGGCAAUUCAAAUUGCCACUAAAAGGCCAAUAAGCACAGAAGCAAAAGUUUCCGGCUUGAAGCCGGACAAGG
Eimeria necatrix is the source of this 2125-nucleotide messenger RNA. RefSeq lists its product as hypothetical. The record is from RefSeq and is a predicted model, not a curated record. Gene Ontology annotation, biological process: regulation of transcription by RNA polymerase II. The annotation marks the transcript as partial. Gene Ontology annotation, molecular function: transcription coactivator activity. Lineage: Eukaryota; Apicomplexa; Conoidasida; Eucoccidiorida; Eimeriidae. The transcript has a single exon. Gene Ontology annotation, cellular component: mediator complex.